This is a messenger RNA of Etheostoma spectabile (orangethroat darter), 1094 nucleotides long. RefSeq names its product alpha-2-macroglobulin. Gene Ontology annotation, cellular component: extracellular region. The transcript has 9 exons. The record is from RefSeq and is a predicted model, not a curated record. NCBI's taxonomy places the organism in Eukaryota, Metazoa, Chordata, Actinopteri, Perciformes, Percidae. Bases 1 to 912 code for a protein of 303 amino acids.
AUGGACUGCAGGUUUGAGUUGAACCUGCGGCCGUUGCGUCCAGGAGUCCCCCUCUGUAUGGGCGCCCGCUCUACCACGAGGUUUCCUCCACUGGUCUCAGACAGCAACAGAAACGUCAGCCUCUCUGUCUGUGAGAUCAGCUCCUAUGUGCUGCUGGCUAAACUCAGUGCCUUUCCGACUGCUGAAGACCUGGGCUACGCCAGCCGCAUCGUUAGAUGGCUGACUAGCCAGCAGAACUACUACGGAGGAUUCUCCUCCACACAGGACACCGUGGUGGCUCUUCAGGCUCUGGCUCUCUACUCCACUCUGGUGUUCAGUCCAGUGGGUUCAAGCACAGUGACGGUCCAGUCUCCCAGUGGCCAGCUGACGUUUGAUGUGAAUCAGUACAACAAACUGCUCUACCAGGAGAAGAAUCUGCAGGGCGUGUCAGGAACGUACAGCCUGGAGGUGAAGGGGACUGCAAGUGCUGCAAUACAGAUUUCUCUUGUCUAUAACAUCCCAACUCCUGUUCAAGAUACCGCAAUCCGCGUUGACGUCAAAGCAGAGGCCGACCGCACCAGAGAAAGAACCAAAGUCCUUCUAAAAAUAUCAUCCCUAUAUAGUGGAAAGGAGCCCAGUACAAACAUGGUUAUCCUGGAUGUCAAAAUGCUCUCUGGAUAUGUCCCAGACCCAGAGUCUUUGAACAUGCUCAAAGGUGCCAGGCUGGUGGAUCGUGUUGAACAAAAGGAGGAUCGUGUUCUGGUGUACAUACGGGAGUUACCAAAGAACAUAGUCAUCAACCACAGCCUAACGCUCAUACAGGACUACCAAGUACAGAACCUGAAGCCAGCCGUGGUCAAGCUCUACGACUACUACCAGCCAAGUGACCAGUCUGAUACAGAAUACACCCUAUAUCGUUGUGUUGCAGCUUGAAGAGCGUGUGGUCAGUCCUCGAGUCGUCCAGAAGAUACAUAUUAUGUACUUAACACCAUGUCUGUUUGUCUUCUCUUGUUAGUAUUCUGCCACAACCAGUUACAACUGUAACUACAGUGUCUGAAGUGAAAUACAUGCAUAAUAGACAAUUAAAUAAUGUCAUAUUAAUGUCCCGUUUGAAA